This is a messenger RNA of Trichomonas vaginalis G3, 330 nucleotides long. Its product is annotated as protein of unknown function, DUF4108 family. The transcript has a single exon. Lineage: Eukaryota; Parabasalia; Trichomonadida; Trichomonadidae. The record is from RefSeq and is a predicted model, not a curated record.
UUGAAAAAGUCUUCAUUCAGCAAAGUUUGGAACAUCGAACCAGUUAAGUUUGCUAUUGUGACUAAAAAUGGUGCGAAAUUUGAAGACUUAGACAUAGAAGGUUUGUUAACAGUCAAAGAAAGUUUUGACAGAAGGUUCUCAAACCUUAAAGAAGGCAAAGCAUACAAACUUGUUAUACCUUAUGAACCAAAGAAGACAGACGACUAUGAAUAUUAUGAGUCUAAAGUUGUAGAAGUUCAAGGUAAAUUGGGUAAAAAGCUAUUAGAGUCUAAGCCAGUGUUUACUCCUAAAGAGGAAGAGAACAUUGACAUUGACCCAGAAAUGUUCUAA